Molecule: messenger RNA, 1988 nt
Organism: Pelagomonas calceolata
Lineage: Eukaryota; Pelagophyceae; Pelagomonadales; Pelagomonadaceae
Source: the annotation of a GenBank genome assembly
AUCAAAAAGUGCACGCUAAAUCUCGGCCGCGGCGAACCUAUUCACUGAGUGGCGACGUGGAAGACACGCCUCUGGACGGCCGUAGCCGGCCUGCAACGGCGCGCGAGAAACCGCCGCGCGUAUAGCGAGCAGCAGCAAAAACCGCGGGGCGGCGCCUCACAGCCCAAAAAGAAACCAUGACCACGGAGCUCAACCGCGACGCGCCCCUCUACGAGGCCGAGCUGCCCGUCCGUCUUGUUGGAGAGGACGCGGCCGUCGUCGAGGGCGAGCGCCAACUCACGAUCCGCCUCCUCGAGGGCACGCGGCCGUUAGGACAGACGGAGACGCCAGUCCCCAAUUCGAGCGACGGCGCGGCGGGCCGCGAAAGACUACUUCAUUUAGAAGUGGCCGACGCCCAGGACCCCUACUUUCUCUAUGCUCUAGCGGUCGGCGAGGGCGACUUUCACGCGAUGAGGCGGGAGCACGCGUUACUCGUGGACUUCGCGGCCUUCCCCCAGCACUUUGUGGAUUUGCUCAAAAGGUGCGAGGGGCCCCAACGAGGGGAAUCUACUUUUUGUGCUGCUCUGGAGAGGCCGUGGCGAGGGGCCGCGAAGUUCGCGGUCGUCGAGGCCAACGCCUUCAAGCAGGUCGAGCACGUCGGUUUAGGUGUGGUUCAGGGUGACGACCACAUGCUGAAGGCCUAUCUGGCGGGUCGACUCGCUCAGGCUUUGUUAGAUAAUAGACGGUCCGUGCAAGCUUUACAAGAAACAACCCUAAAGCGCGAUAGCAACGGCGACGAGGUCCAGCAGUUGUUGUCGGAGAAAGAAGCGCUAGAAGAUCAAUUGAGAGAGCACGCGGCGUCAGCUGCUGCUCAAUUGCGAGAAGCUGAAGCUACGUAUAAGAGUCGGGAGGCCGACGCCGUCGCGCAAGCGCGGAAGAUCGCGGCCGACGAACUGAGGGCUGAGCGGGACCGGUCCCAGCAGCAGGCCGACGCCGCGCGGACGGCGCUCUUCGACGCGCGCGAGCGCGCCGACGCGGCCGAGAUUAGAUCUAGGGAGGCGGAGGCGACAUCAGCUCAGGCCCGGUCGGCGCUGGAAGCCACGAAAGUGCGCGUCGAGGCCACGGAUGCUGAGAACGCUAGACAAGCGGAAGCCUUGAGGUGCGCGGAGCAAGAGCGCGACGGCGCCGUCGCGACGUCACGAGGCCUGGAGAUCCGACUCGCUGCUUUAGAACAGCGGGCGGAAAAUGCGGAGGACACGGUGAAGCGCGCCGACGCUGCUAGAAAGCUCGCGGACGAGGCGUCGCAGCGCGACGCGGAUCUGAGGGAAGAUUUGAAGAGGCGAUUGGAGAACCGGGAGCAGCAGCUCCAAGCUGCUGCUGCCGAAAUCACGCGGGGCAACGCCAUCAUCGAAAGGCUGUCGGAGCAAGCGCGAGCGCAACAGCAGAAACUACGGUUAAGGGCAGACGUCGUAAAACAGCAGGAGCGCCGCGUCGCCGACGCGCGCCGCGACCUCGAUUCGGCAAAGCACGAGAAGGAGCUCGCCGUCGCCGACAGUCGUAGAGAGCAGGACAAGCGCCAGCAGGCCGAGAAAGAUUUGGAGCAGGCCAAUAAGAAGCUCGACGAGGCGGCGGAUCUCCUCGAGCACAACCAGCGCGUGAUCCAGUGGUUGAAUUCGGAGCUGCAUGAACAUCAAGUUGGAAGUAGGAAGACGGCGAUGCCUUCCGUCGUCUCGCCGGGUGACGUCACAGCCACCAAAGAUCUCACGGGCGAAUCGGCUCCGGAUGACUCUGUGGAUGCGGCGGCGGACUACUUCGCCAAGUAUGGUGGCGUUUCGAGUGAGGCGGACACGGCCUCUUCCGCAAAAGACUCGUCGUUCCUGGGACGGAGCGGGAGCGGAAGCCAGUCGUUCCUGCGCGAGCCCGGCGAUCGGGCCGGAGAGGACUACGCGCAGGCGCCGGCCGCCUUCUUCUAGGAGCCUCCCCACCCCCUUGAUAAAUUUUGGCUCCUA